AUGUCUACUCAUUCACUCGGAGCAGCUCCACCGUUUCAAACCCAAUUCCACCUUCCGGUCAAAAACGCCGCCGUUCCGAGAUUCAAAACCGCCCCCAACUCUCCUCAACUCUCCCUCACCCAAAUUCUUAAACCCCGCCACGCAAUAAGGGCAGUCUCCAUCGAUGAAAUUCCCCCAAAUGCCCUCCGCCGGAAGCGCGACUCCAACUGGAGAGGCGGCUUCAGCGUAGGGGUAGACUUGGGAUUGUCCCGCACUGGCCUCGCCCUCAGCAAAGGCUUCUCCGUUCGUCCCCUCACCGUGUUGAAUUUGAGAGGGCAAAAGCUUGAGGUUCAGCUGCUGGAGAUAGCAAAGCAACAGGAGGCAGAUGAGUUUAUAAUCGGGCUUCCGAGAUCGAGUGAUGGGAAGGAGACACCUCAGUCUAACAAAGUUCGGAGUGUCGCGGGGAGGCUUGCUGCUAGUGCUGCUGAGAGGGGUUGGAGAGUAUACCUGCAGGAUGAAAAUGGGACAUCCAUCGAAGCCAUGGAUCGAAUGAUUAACAUGGGCCUCAGCAGGUCAGAUCGUCAAAGCCAAAUUGAUGCCUACGCUGCCAUGAUGGUGCUGGAGCGAUAUUUUUCCAUGUCAGGUGAAGGUAUUGAGCUUGUACUGCCCAAGAAUUUGGAUCUGCAAGAAAGACUUAGAAGAGGUCCACCGAAAGACGUUGAUUAUUUCUCUGAAGACGAUGAGGAUUGA
Fragaria vesca subsp. vesca is the source of this 729-nucleotide messenger RNA. Its product is annotated as putative Holliday junction resolvase-like. Gene Ontology annotation, biological process: rRNA 5'-end processing. Bases 1 to 729 code for a protein of 242 amino acids. The transcript has 6 exons. Lineage: Eukaryota; Viridiplantae; Streptophyta; Magnoliopsida; Rosales; Rosaceae. The record is from RefSeq and is a predicted model, not a curated record.